This is a messenger RNA of Elgaria multicarinata webbii, 9758 nucleotides long. It is a transcript of the gene ITPR2, whose product is annotated as inositol 1,4,5-trisphosphate receptor type 2. Gene Ontology annotation, biological process: calcium ion transmembrane transport. Bases 76 to 8187 code for a protein of 2703 amino acids. NCBI's taxonomy places the organism in Eukaryota, Metazoa, Chordata, Lepidosauria, Squamata, Anguidae. The record is from RefSeq and is a predicted model, not a curated record. Gene Ontology annotation, cellular component: endoplasmic reticulum; membrane. The transcript is spliced from 57 exons. Gene Ontology annotation, molecular function: inositol 1,4,5 trisphosphate binding; inositol 1,4,5-trisphosphate-gated calcium channel activity.
UAAAAAUGGGAAUUAUCUAAAAGGAUUUUAUGUGGGGGUUUUAUGUGGGGGAAAAGUUGCCGAAAAUGAGUCAAGAUGUCUGACAAAAUGUCCAGCUUUCUGUACAUCGGAGACAUCGUCUCCCUCUAUGCCGAGGGCUCGGUCAACGGCUUCAUCAGCACCUUGGGGCUGGUGGAUGACAGAUGCGUGGUUCAACCAGAGGCAGGUGACCUUUGCAAUCCUCCUAAGAAAUUCAGAGAUUGCCUUUUCAAAGUGUGUCCCAUGAACCGAUAUUCUGCACAGAAACAAUACUGGAAAGCCAAGCAAGUGAAACAAGGGAACCACACAGAAGCAGCGCUGCUGAAGAAGCUACAGCAUGCGGCAGAACUGGAACAAAAGCAGAAUGAAUGUGAGAACAGAAAACUACUGGGUGAAAUUGUGAAGUACAGCAAUGUCAUCCAGCUACUUCACAUCAAAAGCAAUAAAUACCUUACGGUCAAUAAGAGGUUACCAGCCCUGUUGGAGAAGAAUGCUAUGCGGGUCUCUUUGGAUGCUGCAGGGAAUGAAGGAUCUUGGUUCUACAUCCAGCCCUUUUGGAAACUGAGGAGCGAAGGUGACAAUAUUGUUGUAGGAGACAAAGUUGUCUUAAUGCCGGUCAAUGCAGGUCAGCCUCUCCAUGCCAGCAACAUAGAACUCCUCGAUAACCCGGGAUGCAAAGAGGUCAAUGCUGUCAAUUGUAAUACUAGCUGGAAAAUAACCUUGUUCAUGAAAUACAGUUGCUACAGAGAAGAUGUGCUCAAAGGCGGAGAUGUUGUCAGAUUGUUCCAUGCUGAACAGGAGAAGUUUCUGACCUGCGAUGAGUAUCAGAAGAAACAACAUAUCUUCCUCCGCACAACAUUGCGUCAGUCAGCCACUUCUGCGACAAGUUCCAAAGCCUUGUGGGAAAUAGAGGUGGUACAUCAUGACCCAUGCCGUGGAGGUGCGGGGCAAUGGAACAGCCUAUUCCGAUUUAAACACCUGGCAACUGGCAACUAUUUGGCUGCAGAGCUUAAUCCACACUAUCCAGAUGGUAGUAAUGGGGAAAAGGCUGUGCAGAGAGACAGCGAACUUCUCACUUCAAAGAAGAAACGGCAGGCAGGGGAAAAGAUUAUGUAUACUUUGGUGUCUGUGCCACAUGGAAAUGACAUUGCCUCUCUUUUUGAACUGGAUGCAACCACUCUUCAGCGAGCUGACUGUUUGGUUCCGAGGAAUUCGUAUGUUCGACUGAGACACCUCUGCACCAACACAUGGGUCACCAGUACCAGUAUCCCAAUAGACAAAGAUGAAGAAAGGCCCGUAAUGUUAAAGAUUGGAACCUGUCAAACAAAAGAAGACAAGGAAGCGUUUGCUAUUGUGUCUGUUCCCCUGUCUGAGGUUAGAGAUUUGGAUUUUGCUAAUGAUGCCAACAAAGUUUUAGCAUCAACAGUUAAAAAGCUGGAGAUUGGCUCUGUAACUCAAAAUGAACGGAGGUUUGUAACCAAGCUGUUGGAAGAUCUGAUUUUCUUUGUUGCUGAUUUGCACAAUAAUGGCCAGGAAGUUUUGGACGUGGUGGUCAUUAAGCCCAACCGAGAGAGGCAAAAAUUAAUGAGGGAACAAAAUAUAUUGGCACAGAUAUUUGGGAUCUUAAAGGCUCCAUUCAAAGACAAAGCAGGAGAAGGAGCCAUGCUGAGACUUGAAGAUCUGGGCGAUCAGAGAUAUGCACCAUACAAAUACAUGCUGAGGCUUUGUUACAGAAUUCUCCGGCAUUCCCAGCAGGACUAUAGGAAAAAUCAGGAAUACAUUGCAAAGAACUUCUGUGUCAUGCAGUCCCAGAUCGGCUAUGACAUCUUGGCAGAGGACACGAUCACAGCUUUGUUGCACAACAACAGGAAGCUGCUGGAGAAACAUAUCACAGCUAAAGAAAUAGAGACGUUUGUGAAUUUACUCAGGAGGAAUCGAGAGCCAAGGUUCUUGGACUAUCUAUCAGACUUGUGUGUUUCCAACACUACGGCAAUCCCAGUCACUCAGGAACUUAUUUGUAAAUACAUGCUGAGUCCAGGAAAUGCCGACAUUCUCAUUCAGACCAAGUUGGUUUCGAUGCAAAUGGACAAUCCCUUGGACUGCUCCAUCCUCUCUGACGAUAUGGAUGAGGAAGAGGUUUGGCUCUACUGGAUUGACAGCAACAAGGAACCUCAUGGUAAAGCCAUCAGGCAUCUUGCUCAAGAAGCUAAGGAAGGCACCAAAACUGAUUUGGAAGUCCUUACCUACUACAGGUAUCAAUUAAACCUCUUUGCAAGGAUGUGCUUGGACCGCCAGUAUCUGGCUAUAAACCAGAUUUCCACACAGCUCUCGGUGGAUCUGAUCCUGCGCUGCAUGUCAGAUGAGAGCCUGCCUUAUGACCUGAGAGCCUCUUUCUGCCGCCUCAUGUUGCAUAUGCAUGUGGACAGAGAUCCUCAGGAGACCGUGGUGCCUGUGAAGUAUGCCAGGCUGUGGACUGAAAUUCCUACCAAGAUCACUAUCCACGAGUAUGAUUCUUUCACAGACUCGUCACGCAAUGACAUGAAGAGGAAAUUCGCUUUGACGAUGGAAUUUGUAGAAGAGUAUUUGAAAGAAGUUGUGAACCAGCCCUUUCCUUUUGGAGACAAAGAGAAAAACAAGCUAACAUUCGAGGUGGUGCACCUGGCUCGCAAUCUCAUAUACUUUGGUUUUUAUAGUUUCAGUGAGCUACUCAGGCUGACCAGAACACUACUGGCUAUCCUUGAUAUUGUACAAGUGCCUAUGUCAUCCUACCUUGAAAGAUUAAGCAAAUUUCAGGAUGGAGGAAACAAUGUUAUGAGAACCAUUCAUGGUGUGGGAGAAAUGAUGACUCAAAUGGUCCUCAGCAGAGGUUCUAUCUUUCCUAUUUCUGCACCUGACAUACCCCCAAGUGUCCACCCAAGCAAACAAGCUAACAUUGUAGAGAGUGAAGAUGUCACUGUGAUGGACACCAAGUUAAAAAUCAUUGAGAUUUUACAGUUCAUUCUUAGUGUUCGACUUGACUACAGAAUAUCCUACAUGCUGUCGAUUUACAAGAAGGAAUUUGGGGAGAGCAAUGAAACUGUUGAUAGUUCUUUAGCAUCUCCACCUGACUCACCAGCUAUUACCUCAGCAGUUGUUCCUGACAUAGAUGAAAUUGCCGCUCAAGCAGAAACUAUGUUUGCUGGCAGAAAAGAAAAAAAUGCAGUGCAGCUGGAUGAUGAAGGGGGAAGGACAUUUUUGCGAGUCCUCAUUCACCUUAUCAUGCACGACUACCCUCCUUUGCUUUCAGGGGCCCUGCAGCUGCUGUUCAAACAUUUCAGCCAACGCCAAGAAGUUUUGCAAGCAUUUAAGCAGGUUCAGCUGCUGGUGUCUAAUCAAGACGUGGACAACUACAAGCAAAUUAAAGCUGACCUCGACCAGUUAAGGCUUACUGUAGAAAAAUCUGAACUUUGGGUUGAAAAGAGCAGCAGUUACGAGAGCGGACAGCUGGGGGAAGGUCAGACGAAAGGAAGUGAUGAGCCCAUCGAGGAAUCAAAUAUGUUAAGUCCUGUCCAGGAUGGAAGUAAGAAACCUCAGAUUGAUUGCAACAAGAGUAACAACUACAAUAUUGUUAUGGAGAUUUUGAUCCGCCUAAGCAGACUCUGCAUCCAGAAUAAAAAAUGUCGAAACCAACAGCAGCGUCUGCUUAAAAAUAUGGGAGCGCACUGUGUGGUAUUGGAUCUUCUGCAGAUACCCUAUGAAAAGAUUGAUGAAAAAAUGAAUGAAAUUAUGAACUUAGCUCACAUGUUUCUUCAGAACUUCUGUCGUGGAAAUCCUCAGAAUCAAGUUCUCCUUCAUAAACACCUCAACUUAUUCUUAACACCUGGUCUUCUGGAGGCUGAAACCAUGCGCCAUAUCUUCACAAACAAUUACCAUCUGUGCAAUGAAAUUAGCGAGCGGGUGGUCCAGCACUUUGUGCACUGCAUCGAAACGCACGGCCGCCAUGUGGAAUAUCUACGCUUCCUGCAAACCAUUGUAAAGGCAGAUGGCAAAUACGUCAAGAAAUGCCAGGAUAUGGUAAUGACAGAGCUAGUCAACGGGGGUGAAGAUGUGCUGGUGUUUUACAACGACAGAGCGUCAUUUCCGAUCCUCCUCCAAAUGAUGUGCUCUGAGCGGGAGCGAGUGGAUGAGAGUGGCCCUUUGGUUUACCACAUCACCCUGGUGGAGCUGCUAGCGGCAUGCACAGAAGGGAAGAAUGUCUACACUGAGAUCAAGUGUAAUUCCCUUCUUCCAUUGGAUGACAUAGUGAGGGUGGUGACUCAUGAUGACUGCAUACCUGAGGUGAAGAUUGCAUACGUGAAUUUUGUCAAUCAUUGCUAUGUGGACACUGAGGUGGAAAUGAAGGAAAUCUACACCAGCAACCACAUCUGGAAGCUGUUUGAGAACUUCCUUGUCGAUAUGGCAAGGGUUUGCAACACCACCACAGACAGAAAGCACGCAGACGUGUCCCUGGAGAAGUAUGUCACUGAACCAGUAAUGAGCAUAGUGAGCGGCUUCUUCAAUUCCCCGUUUUCAGACAACAGCACAAGCCUCCAGACACACCAGCCUGUUUUUAUUCAGUUGCUGCAGUCUGCAUUUAGAAUUUACAACUGCACCUGGCCAAAUCCAGCACAGAAAUCGUCCGUGGAGUCUUGUAUCAAAACUUUAGCUGAAGUCGCAAAGAACCGUGGAAUUGCCAUUCCAGUGGAUUUGGACAGCCAAGUCAAUACGUUGUUCAUGAAGAGUCACUCUAACAUGGUCCAGAGAGCAGCGAUGGGCUGGAGAAUGUCUGCCCGCAGUGGUCCUCGCUUGAAAGAGGCUCUUGGAGGACCAGCCUGGGAUUAUCGGAAUAUCAUUGAAAAACUACAGGAUGUGGUCGCCUCCCUGGAACAGCAAUUCAGCCCUAUGAUGCAGGCUGAAUUUUCAGUGUUGGUUGAUGUAUUGCAUAGCCCUGAGCUUCUGUUUCCUGAGGGGAGCGAUGCUAGAAUCAGAUGUGGGGCUUUCAUGUCAAAGUUGAUAAAUCACACAAAAAGGCUAAUGGAGAAGGAAGAAAAACUCUGUAUUAAAAUUCUCCAGAUUUUACGAGAAAUGCUUGACAAGAAGGACAGCUUUGUGGAAGAGGGUAGCAACUUGAGGAAAAUACUUCUCAAUCGUUAUUUUAAAGGCGACUAUGGAAGCAGCAUCAAUGGUCCUCUCUCCAGCAACUAUGGCAAAAGCACACAAGGAGGAGGUAGCUUUUCAGGACAAGAUUCAGAUAAGUCUGGUGUGUCAAUGCAUGAUAUCCAAUGCCUUCUGGAUAAAGAAGGAGCUUCAGAACUUGUCACAGAUGUUAUUGUCAGUACCAAAAAUGACAGGAUAUUCUCUGAAGCCAUCUCGCUUGGUAUUGCAUUGCUUGAAGAAGGAAACACACAAAUUCAGUAUUCCUUUUAUCAGCAGUUGAAUGAGCAGAAAAAGUCUGAAAAGUUUUUUAAAGUUCUUUAUGAUAGGCUGAAAACAGCACAACAGGAAAUCCGAUCAACAGUCACAGUAAACACAAUUGAUUUGAGCAGCAAGAAGAAGGAUGAUGACAGUGACUUGACCAUAUCAGUUCCAAAAAAGAGAGUAAGAGACUCAAAUCUGCAUCUGAAAGAAGGAAUGAAAGGCCAAUUAACAGAAGCCUCCACAGCAACAUCCAAAGCUUACUGUGUGUACCGCAGAGAAAUGGACCCAGAAAUUGAUCUCAUGAGUGCAGGAACAGAUGCAGGAAAUGCAGAGGAAAAAUCUGCAGAAGAAAUGACCAUGAGCGCAGCCAUUGUUAUCAUGCAACCAAUACUGAGGUUUCUUCAAUUAUUAUGUGAGAAUCACAAUCGAGAACUCCAGAACUUUUUAAGAAAUCAAAACAACAAGACCAACUACAAUCUAGUAUGUGAGACACUUCAGUUUUUGGAUUGUAUUUGUGGAAGUACAACAGGUGGUCUAGGACUUUUGGGCCUGUACAUCAAUGAGAAGAACGUAGCUUUGGUGAACCAAACACUCGAAAGCUUGACUGAAUAUUGCCAAGGCCCAUGCCAUGAAAAUCAGUCCUGCAUAGCUACACAUGAGUCCAAUGGCAUAGACAUUAUCAUUGCUCUGAUCCUAAAUGAUAUCAACCCUCUUGGAAAAUAUCGUAUGGACCUCGUGCUGCAACUGAAGAAUAAUGCCUCCAAGCUUUUGCUGGCUAUUAUGGAAAGCAGGCAUGACAGUGAGAACGCUGAAAGAAUCCUUUUCAACAUGAGACCAAGAGAGCUGGUGGAUGUAAUGAAGAAUGCAUACAAUCAGGGUCUUGAGAGUGAUCAUGAGGAGGAAAAUGGAGGAGACGACAGUAUUUCGCCAAAAGAUGUUGGACAUAAUAUUUAUAUAUUAGCUCAUCAGUUGGCUCGUCACAAUAAAAUAUUGCAGCACAUGCUGAAGCCUGGGGCUGAUCCGGAAGAAGGAGAUGACGCUUUGAAGCACUACGCCAAUCACACAGCACAGAUUGAGAUUGUCCGUCACGAUAGAACUAUGGAACAAAUAGUCUUCCCUGUGCCAAAUAUCUGUGAAUUCUUGACGCAUGAAUCCAAGUACCGUGUGUUCAAUACUACCGAGAGAGAUGAACAAGGAAGCAAAGUGAAUGACUUCUUCCAACAGGCUGAAGAUCUGUACAAUGAAAUGAAGUGGCAAAAGAAAAUCAGGAAUAAUCCAGCUCUGUUCUGGUUCUCCCGGCACAUUUCCCUUUGGGGAAGUAUAUCAUUCAAUCUGGCUGUUUUCAUCAAUCUAGCAGUAGCUCUUUUCUAUCCAUUUGGAGAUGAUGGCGAUGAAGGCACACUUUCUCCAUUAUUUUCAGUUCUCCUUUGGAUAGCAGUGGCCAUCUGCACAUCUCUGCUUUUCUUCUUCCCUAAACCUGUGGGCAUUCGCCCAUUUCUGGUGUCUGUAAUGCUCAGGUCCAUAUAUACUAUUGGCCUCGGUCCUACACUCAUCCUUCUUGGUGCUGCUAAUCUUUGUAACAAGAUUGUGUUUUUGGUGAGCUUCGUGGGGAAUCGUGGCACAUUUACCCGUGGCUACAGAGCUGUCAUCAUGGAUAUGGCGUUUCUCUACCAUGUUGCCUAUGUCCUUGUCUGCAUGCUGGGCCUUUGUGUGCAUGAAUUCUUUUAUAGCUUCCUGUUAUUUGACUUGGUGUAUAGAGAGGAGACUUUAUUGAAUGUUAUUAAAAGUGUUACACGGAAUGGGCGCUCCAUUAUCCUGACUGCAGUGCUAGCUCUCAUCCUUGUCUAUCUCUUCUCCAUUGUUGGGUUCUUGUUCUUGAAAGAUGACUUCAUUAUGGAGGUGGAAAGACUGAAAAACCGAACACCUGUUGCAGACAGUGCCGCAGUCCCUUCCACAAGCUUAACAGCAAUGAUGGAAACAUGUUCGAAUGAGAACUGUAGUACUACAAUACCAGCUAUAAAAUCAGGUGAAGAAACAGAUGAGGAUGGGAUUGAAAGGACAUGCGAUACUUUGCUAAUGUGUAUUGUGACAGUAUUGAACCAAGGCCUGAGGAACGGUGGUGGAGUUGGAGAUGUGCUCCGAAAGCCUUCCAAAGAUGAGCCCCUCUUUGCUGCUCGCGUUGUUUAUGACCUCCUGUUUUAUUUCAUUGUCAUAAUUAUUGUCCUGAACCUCAUCUUUGGAGUCAUCAUUGAUACGUUUGCAGAUCUCAGAAGCGAAAAGCAGAAAAAAGAGGAAAUCUUAAAGACAACAUGUUUCAUCUGUGGGCUUGAGCGAGAUAAAUUUGAUAACAAGACAGUUUCGUUUGAGGAGCACAUCAAGUCGGAACACAACAUGUGGCACUAUUUGUACUUUAUCGUUCUGGUCAGAGUGAAAGACCCGACGGAAUACACUGGUCCCGAAAGUUAUGUGGCUCAAAUGAUUGCGGAAAAGAAUUUAGAUUGGUUCCCUCGGAUGAGAGCCAUGUCCUUGGUCAGUAAUGAAGGAGACAAUGAGCAGAAUGAGAUCAGAAACCUGCAAGAGAGAUUGGAGUCCACCAUGAGCCUCGUCAAGCAACUCUCCGGUCAAUUAGCUGAGCUUAAAGAACAGAUGACAGAACAAAGGAAAAACAAGCAGAGGCUGGGCUUUCUUGGAUCAAACGCGCCCCAUGUGAACCAUCACAUGCCACCGCACUGAUACCAUGGGGGUGUGUGGGGGGAAGCCGUGACUAGCCUUUCAUCAGUAUUCUCGCUUGAUUACGGAAUGAAAAAGCCGAGAUUGGGAGUGCUGAACAGAGCCUAUUGUUACAAAGUUGCAAACAACUGAGUGCAAGGAUGUUAAGUGGUUUAGCUCUGGGAACAAUUUGUAACUGUUUUUUCACGGUUGAAAGGGGGCCACGGGCUUAAACGUUACAGAUAAUGGGGGUGGGGGCACUUUCCUCAAGCAAAAAAGAGAAAAAAGGUGUCCUCAGUUUACACCCCCUUGUAAUUCAAUUGGCUUCUUUGGGGGCUGCUGGCAGAUGCAAAGACACGACAGGAUUUGGCUCUGCUAUUUUGAAUGCCAUCGUAAGAAUCCUUGUAAAACUAAUGGAGCAACCAAGGAACAGAGGGAAUAGUUUAUUAACACAGAAUGCAACAGCCUUAUUCAGAAUCUGUAGAAGGUCUUUGUUGUCGCGUUUGCUGGCCAGCAUCAUUUGUCAUGUUUGCUUGGCAUUUGCUCUCUUUUUUUCUUUUUGGUUAAUUACCAUAAAUAUGUCAUUGGAGAAAGCAAUAAUGUUACAGCAAGUUAAUUUGCAUUGGAAGACGAACAAAAGCAUCCUCAAAAAAGAAUUGUUAUCUUUUCUUUUUAAAAGAGAGGUUGCAAAGACAAGUUCUAAUGCUAAGAGAAUUUUAGCUGUCAGCUGUGCAAUUCCUUAUUUAUAAAAUAGAGCACAAUGGGUCUGCAGCUGGGAGAACUUGAAAUUUAUGCACAUAACCACUGACAACAUUAACUGGAAGGGAUUUCUUUACUCCUGGAUCUCUGUGUUCUCUAUUAAUGUGGCUGCAUGUGGAGAUUUCACCUAAUAGUUGUCUUUAACUGGGUUUUUUAAAAUAAUAAUAAAAAAAAACAUUCCAAGGAGACAGUUGAGAAGAAAAAUAGAUAUUUUACAGCUAAUAUUUGAGAUUAAUUUCAGGGGCUCAACAGCUUUGAGAAGACUGUCUAGAAAGAAUUAUAAUUGUAUCAUUACUGACCAUAAGCCACACAGAUAAGCGAUAUGUCUCUCUUAACAGUUUCUUGGUGAUAUGUUCCUCACAUAAGAUCCCCCAUUGAACUUCCACUGACACAGGAAUGGACUAUUUCAUUAUUACCCAUCUUCUCAUCCACCAGACUGGCCAUCACUGAAGACAGCACCUGUGUUAGUCAGAAUAUUGACUCAGCAAUGCCGUUCUUACGACUCCAGUGUUAGGAGGGAUAACAACUCUGGGUUCUGAUUCACAAUCAGGGCUAUGCCGUCUAUACAUCAAAUAUUUUGGGUUUUUUACUCAAUGGGAGUGAAAUGCACACAGUUCAGGCUAAUUUUCUGCAAAUUUUGGUCUUCCCUAAAUGCCUGCCUCUGGUUUAAGCUUUUUAAUACAAAUGCUGAUGAAGAAUUGUAAAAGGUAUUUGUGAUAUUCUUUAUCCAAGUAACAAUAGCUAGUCCUGAUUACAUAUAUUAGCCAUACUGGAAAGUUUGAAGAGAGUAGUUGCACGUUACUUCUUUAAAAUAAAAAUCAGAAGCCAUCAAUGUA